AUGGCCUCCAUUGCAGCAUCAUAUUUGAUUCCAAGAACCCGCCGUGGUUUAACGUGGGGACGUAACUCCUCCGUCGUGAUCGCCACCGCCGGUGGCAGCCGCAGCUCCCUACGUAGCGUAGACUUGGUAAAUGGAAAGAAGGUAAAUGGGGUCCACAUCCCGGGCGAAAAAAAGGGAUCUUUAUUCAUGGAAGAACCACACGUUGAAGGCAAUAAGCCUCUCCAUGAUUGUCUUCUCGGAAGGUUCGUGGAACAAAACUUCGUUUAUGGCCAAACCUUCAUCAUUAGGUCCUACGAAAUCGGACCCGAUAAAACCGCCACCAUGGAAACCCUCAUGAACCUUCUUCAGGAAACGGCCCUGAAUCAUGUAACGUGUUCAGGGCUGGCCGGGAAUGACUUCGGGGCCACACGGGAAAUGAGCCUCCGGAAAUUGAUUUGGGUUGUGACACGGGUUCAUGUCCAAGUUCAAAGAUAUAGCUGCUGGGGAGAUGUGGUUGAGAUAGACACAUGGGUUGAUGCAGCCGGCAAAAAUGGGAUGCGGCGUGAUUGGAUCAUAAGGGAUUAUCAUACUCGAGAGAUUAUUACAAGAGCCACCAGUACAUGGGUUAUAAUGAAUAGAGAAACAAGAAGGUUGUCGAAAAUACCCGACCAAGUACGAGAAGAGUUGACGCCGUUUUACCUUAAUAGAAUUGCCAUCCCUACUGACAAAAACGACAGUGACAAGAUUGACAAGCUUACUGAUGAAACUGCCGACAGAAUCCGGUCAGGCUUAGCUCCGAGAUGGAACGACAUGGAUGCGAACCAGCACGUGAACAACGUUAAAUACAUAGGUUGGAUUCUGGAGAGUGUACCAAUAAACGUGCUGGAAGAUUAUGAUUUAACGAGCAUGACAUUGGAGUAUCGAAGAGAGUGCAGGCAGUCCAAUCUGCUGGAGUCCUUGACAAACACCACCACCGCCGCCGCCGCCGCCGCCGCCAGUGCUGCAAUAGAAGAGCCUCCCAAGAACAACCUCCAAUACACCCACCUCCUUCGCAUGCAACCCAACAAGGCUGAAAUUGUAAGAGCUAGAACUCAGUGGAACUCCAAGCCCAAACGUUACUAAACACAAUGCCCCAACAUCAUAUCAAUUUCUCAUCUAUUGUUUUGUACAACUAUUUGUUCGUUUGUC
Messenger RNA from Cucurbita pepo subsp. pepo (vegetable marrow), 1167 nucleotides. Its product is annotated as palmitoyl-acyl carrier protein thioesterase, chloroplastic-like. Lineage: Eukaryota; Viridiplantae; Streptophyta; Magnoliopsida; Cucurbitales; Cucurbitaceae. The record is from RefSeq and is a predicted model, not a curated record. Gene Ontology annotation, biological process: fatty acid biosynthetic process. Gene Ontology annotation, molecular function: acyl carrier activity; fatty acyl-[ACP] hydrolase activity.